Porites lobata is the source of this 5231-nucleotide messenger RNA. The record is from the annotation of a GenBank genome assembly. NCBI's taxonomy places the organism in Eukaryota, Metazoa, Cnidaria, Anthozoa, Scleractinia, Poritidae.
AAUAAUCUCGGCUCACAUUACCCCACGCGCUCCUUUUCAAUAUGGCGGAAUUUUAUCUUCGCUACUAUGUGGGUCAUAAAGGAAAAUUUGGCCACGAGUUUCUGGAAUUCGAAUUUCGACCGGAUGGUAAGCUUAGUCAGCCUUUUAUGCAAGGAAUUCAAUGGUUUUAGAAUAGUCACAUGGCUUAUUUUCUCGUCUUCAGGCAAACUUCGGUAUGCUAACAAUUCGAACUACAAGAACGAUGUCAUGAUUCGAAAAGAGGUAAGAGCUGGUAUAUGCCAUUUAUGUAACUUCACACGUUUAAUUCCUAGUUGUAACUGUAAUAGCAUAACAUCGAUUAACCUGUAGCGACGUCAAUUCUUAAGAAUUACCGUACGUGACUCACAAGCAACGAUAAGCACAUUAAGCAGAAGACUUGACAUAUUCAAUUCUGCAGGGCUUUUAAGAAAUUAUAGUUACAUGUUCAGUUAGCUAAGAGAACUUGAAAAAGUACUUCAACACCUCCAUAUUUCACGUGAUAAUCGCAGUAACACAUAGUAAUGUGGUGCUGCGUUUGCGAAUUCUGUAGCGUACGCAAGGUCUUUUAGAGUUAGAAGUUUAGCUUUUUGUUUGAGAUUCUGGGCCCGGUUCCUGAAAGGCCGAUUUGCUCCAAUCCAGGAUUAAAAUUUUGCUCCACUUUCUGUAUUUACCUCCCUAUGCAUUAAUUGCUUAGAGUAACAUUUUGUGUUAUCAUUUCUUUUUUUCUAGGUAAAGGCACAACAGUAUUUUGUAAGCUCUAGGUACAUGUUCUUGGACAAGACCUUGCUUAAAACUUGGCUUAAUCCUGGGUUAAACUUAACCAUCUUUCGAGGAAUCGGGCCCAGGACGUUUUCUUGCUCGUUGGCUUGUUUCAGAUAACUCGCACUUUUAAGAACGAAAUCUGAAAUAAUGCAUGGGCAAACUGGCGAAAUCAAUAUGCGAAUUUCAUGUCAAAAUCUGAAUUUUUCUAGAGAGAAAAAUAUCAAGAAUGUUUAUUCCCUCUUGACUCCUGAAAAUUUUCAAGCAGUAAAUGUACUGUAAGCUUACUUUUUCAGUCUUGUCCUGGCUGGGAUAUUCUGUGGUCAGGGAGAUUUUCAUGAUUAGCCAGAAGAGAUCAGAAGCAGUGAGUUAAGGCCCGGUUCAACAACAAACUUUUCAUGUACUGAAGUUAAUACCUAUUUGGUUGACAUAAGGGAUGUAAGUUUGACAGUUGAUUCAGAAGUCUAACUCAACUAGUCAGACUUAAUUCAUUUUCACAAUGUACAAUUAUGAUCUACAAUGCUAACCAGUCAAAAUAAAUUAAGGCAAUUGAUGCGUUUGAUUCAGCACAUGAAAAGUUUGAUGUUUGAAGUGAAGUUACUCCACAGUCAAAAUUCCCAUGUGGGCCACUUGAACUCGAUUUGUGGGUCGACCCUAAUUAGAAAUGUUGGACUUUAUUGAUUCAAACAUCAAUCUUUUCAUAUACUUAAUUGGAGGGAUUAGGUUCGGUAUAUGGGAAUUACGAUGUUUGAACUGGGCAUAAGAUGCUUCUGUGACUGAUUCUGUAAGAAUAAUAGUCUUGCGUCGUCCCAUUCUUCAUGGAAACAUUGUUCGCAAAAACAUUGCCUGUGAAUUCCCAAUAAGUUAGCACUGGGUCUCCCAGGAUGACUCUUAGGAGAUUUUUCUACAACAAAUAAAUUUCUUUUAAACAGGCAUUUGUACACAAGGCUGUCAUGGAUGAACUAAAAAGAAUCAUAGAAGACAGUGAGGUUUGUAAAUAAUAAUAGUAAUGACAAUAAUGAUAAUGAUGAUGACAAUGACGGCAAAAACGAUGAUGAUAAUAAGAAUAAAAAUAAGAUAAAUCUUGAAUUCCACAACAGUGUACCUUAAGCUUUGGAGAAACAACCAUUUAACAAAGCAAGAGGACACUCAUGAAAUAAAUCAAAGGAAAGUGUCUUCAUUUAUAAAGAAAUUACCUUCACAGGUACGUGUUAUGAGUAAAAAAACAGUGUGAACUACUUGCCUGCUUAAAUUAGACCUUAAUGGAUGGAGGGUACCACCCAACCAUCUAUCCUUUUCCUGGCUAAGAGCAAAGAAACACAAAGACUCAGGAAAGGAUACUUCUCUUUUUUUGUUUCAAGAUAAAGAAGGGAAACACAACCAUGAAAUAUCUUAACCCGGUUUAAGCCCAAAAUGGUUGGCAUUAAGGGGUUGUUUGAUACCAGAAUCUCUUACAACCUUACCCUUUAUGUUUUUAAUACCCCUUUAUAUCUUGUAAAGGAGAGUAACUCCUUCUUUCUGGAAUAAAUUACUAUCAGAACUAGAAAUCAAUGCUGUAAACAUGGCUACCUCAUGUCAGUUUGCUUUGUAUUGUAGCUUACUAUUUUCAUUUGUCUGUAGAUUCUUCAAGAAGAUGACAAACUUUGGCCACAACCUGACAGGGUUGGUAGACAAGUAAGUGUGAAUGAUUUAAAAAAUAUUUCUUUAUUACAAUUCCAUCUCAGGUCCAAAUGACCAAAAGUUUUCCUCAAAACAGGUUUGGUUCUUAAAUUUUUUUUUCAAAAGUAGGUUGAGUUUGAUCGUCCAGCUGAACGUAGUCCUGAAUAGGACUGUUGUUGUUGACUGACAGAUGACCAAUAACAUCGCGACGUAAUUGACCAAUCAGAUCAAUAACCAGAGUAUAAUACCAUCAACUGACAUGAUACAACUCACUUUGACUCUGAAGAUGACUACCGCACAGGUUGUCGAAACGUCAGUCACUGUCAACAACAACAGUCCUAUUCAGGACUACGUUCACCUGGACAAUCAAACUCAACCUACUUUAAAAUUUUUUUUGUUGCAAUUUGUUUUUUAUGUAGGGAGGGAUUCCCCUGUUUAUUUUCCCCUGUAUUAAAAAACACUCUUAAAAUGUCAUAGCCUGCAUUGCAGGCAUAUUUUUUUGGCAAGCGAAAGCUGCUUGUUUAUUUUCAUAAUCCCAUGGCAGCCAUCUUUGAUUCUAUCACUGAGAAAGAUUAUGGAGAGUAGAAAAAUUAACCCUUGAGGUAGGUAUUAGAGUUCAAGAGAAGGAAAUGGGGGAGGAGAGGGGUAAAAAAUAAUAUGCCUCAAGAAAUAAAGGAUUUCACGCUUCAAAUUUUGAAACAAAUUUUGGUAAAAAAGUGCAUACUAUACAUCAGUAAAUACUAGCUGUAUUGAUUGAAGAAAACAUUGGAAUUUACAGGAACUGGAAAUUGUCAUGGGUGAACAGCACAUUUCAUUCACAACUGCUAAGAUUGGCUCUCUUAUUGAUGUCAAUCAGUGCAAGUAAGUCAUGUUAUUUAAUUAUGUUCAUUGAUUAUUGUUAUUUCUGUGGUGAUCAAUCAUCAUGAGCCUGUGUUUUUUUUUUCUUUUUUGCCCAAUGCACCCUUUUUUAUGGAUCCAAUUCAAGAGAAAAAAAUAGAUAUCAUGAGAGAGCAUGUCAUUACAGUUUUUUGAGACAACACGUUUUUGGAAGCUUUCACUAUUUUCAGGCUUAAGAAAAAUAAAAAUCCCAUUGGUCAAACGCAUUGGCUAUGGGCAUUCUGCAAAAUCCACCCCAAAACAGGGCUCAAAAUUGCGACUGAUACAGUCGCCAAUGCAGCUGACAUUUUCUCCCUGCGACUAAAAAUUCUGGUUGUGUCGCCACUUUGGCGACCAGAUUUCUUUAUGAUUUAGAUUUAAAAUAAUUAAAAGAGUAAAGUUAAAACAAACAUUUCAUCUUAUGGUGCUUUGCUUUCGUCAUAAAAAUGUGCCAAAUUGCAUAAACAAAGCCAGUCUACAACCAAAUUUAUACUUACUUUUGUCCGCAAUAUUUUGUGUUGCUUCCCUACCCGUUCAUAUACUUCAACCAUUGAAAUCGAUACCAUUUCAUAUACCUGAGGCCUGAAAAAGGUACCUCUUUCGGGCGGAGCCUCCCCGUAUACGCUAUUGUGAGGAGUAUCCCCCACCACGUUUGUUUUAAUUACGAAUAGCCCUGUGAUGCAAUGCCAAUUUAUAAUGGCUCUGAAGUAGAGCACAAAUUUCUUCUUCUGCACCCCCAGUGAAUAUUAAUCCUAGAGUUGCAGUUUGGCCACUGAAAUUCUCAUUGUAGGAAACAGCUAGGGCUGAAAGCGAGGUUUUAGCCAGAAGGGUGUAUAGCUGUCCUAUGGAUGCCCAUUUUUGGAAGAAAUACAUGCCUUCUGGACGGCCAGUUUUCAAUGUCUGGCUAAAAUCCUGGCUGAAAGGAUGCAUAGUCUCUACUAUAGUGCAAAAUGUUUUGAGCAGUUUAUGUUUUUGCUCUACAUAAUUUGGUCUGACAAGCAUUCCAUUUUCAUACUGGUUGCUUCCAGUUAUUGUUUACAAGGUGUUUUCUACCCAGUGAGAGUUGUCCAUAGCAUAAUGAAAUGUGUUUACACAAAGACCAGUCAUUUGUUACCUUUGCAAUCGUGGUUCUUCAUUGAGGUCUAGACAAGAAUCUGUGUAUUACUUGGCAGAUGGUAAUCACUAGGGUAAAUUUCAUCUUCGAGGUAGGCUACUUUUUAAUGUGCUAAGGUAAUUUCUUUUUUUAAUUUUUUUCCAGGGAUCCUGAUGGCUUGAGAUGUUUUUAUUAUUUAGUUCAAGAUCUCAAGUGCAUGGUGUUUUCACUGAUUGGGCUUCAUUUCAAGAUCAAACCCAUCUAAAUGAUCGCUCAUGUAACAUCUCUAUCAUGAACUCUAUUUAAGUGUUUUUUAGUUUAAUACCUCCUAAAGUUGCUUGUCAAUACCUUGUGUAAGUUUGUCGUGAACUGACUUUUUGCCUUUGAAAUCAAGGUACUAAGAAUGUUCUUGCAUUGAAUGUCAUCAUUCAGAACAGUUUUUCCUCUCGAAAUAAGUUUUUCGUGUUGCAUGUUAUAUCUCACUCUUCUUGCCAUCUUACAUUGGUGCUGAACAAGUCAGAAGUGACACUACACAAGUCAGCUUGCAAAUGCUAACCUUUCUGGCUGUAAAAACGCAUGUAUUUGCAUUCUCUACACGACACUACUGUUGUAGAUUUUACAUGUUGUACGUCUUUGACCGUGCCAGUCAGAACUUCGACUAAAACUCUUCUAUUCCCCCAAUUUUAUGUUGAUAAAAUCAAGUUGACUUCUAUCUUGUGCAUGUUGUUUUUAACCCUAGUUUAUACAAUCCAUUUGACAGUUAAUUUCUAAGUCAUUAUCUACUGUUGAAUAGAAAAGCAAGAGUGUUUUCAAAAUGUCUUACAAU